Messenger RNA from Solanum stenotomum, 660 nucleotides. RefSeq names its product heavy metal-associated isoprenylated plant protein 3-like. The record is from RefSeq and is a predicted model, not a curated record. Gene Ontology annotation, molecular function: metal ion binding. The transcript is spliced from 4 exons. Lineage: Eukaryota; Viridiplantae; Streptophyta; Magnoliopsida; Solanales; Solanaceae. Bases 1 to 660 code for a protein of 219 amino acids.
AUGGAAGAAGCAGAUGAAAAAGGCGGCAAAAAUGUUACUGCAAUUCUCCAAAUUGACAUGCAUUGUUCUUGUGAAGGUUGCUCUGAAAAAGUUCUCAAAUGCGUUCACGAUUUGCAUGAUCUGAAUUCGUGGAUGAAGAUAGAGGAAAAUGGAGCGGUAUACAAGGUGACGAUGACAGGGAAAUUCGAUCCGUCGAAACUCCGGCAGAAAAUGGAGAGGAAAUUGAAGAAGACGGUGAAACUCAUUUCACCUAAACUGGAUAUUGAGGAAACUGAGAUCCAACAGAAGUAUAAAUGCAAUGAGACUACUGCUGUGUUUAAACUUCCUCUGAACUGCGACGCAUGCAACGAGAAGAUUCACAAAAUUAUCACUCGAACAAGAGGAUGCAGGAAUGUGAGAAUGGAUUGGGAAAAGAGUUUGGUGACGGUAACUGGGACAAUUGAUGUGAAAUCCUUGGCCGAAUCUCUGAGAUAUCACCUGAGGAAAGAUGUUGAAAUUUUAACCGUGAAUAACGGCGGCGGAGGAAGAGGCAUUUACUCGCCGGACUUUGAAUGCGUCAACCAGCGAUCAACUAUAUGCAGAUCGGUGACCGGAGAUUAUUUCUAUCCUGCAACAGAGGCGUUCAGUGAUGAAAAUCCAAAUGCUUGCACUGUUCUGUGA